GACGUAGUACACACUAACAGACAAAUAUGGCUGCGCCCAGUGUUUUGUUUGCGUCUAGCACUGAAGAUUACAAUCCAGAUGAAUUUGUAAAGCAAAUUCUCAAUGUACCAGAACUUCCGCCUUCCUGCUGUGUUACGAAAAAUGUAUGCGCUUACAACUGGCACGUUGACACCAAGUAUUACACCACGGACGUUCACCUGUGUACGACACACGAAAGAACAAUUGGUGACCAGACAUUUGCAGAAGCUGUGGAAGCCUUCGUUAUUCACUUUGAUCCAAAACAGGUAGAAAGUUUCAAGUUGGUUAAAGCCUGGCUACCGUACCUUGAACAGAUUGAUCCAGAGAUUCAAAUACUUGCCUGUGAAAACUGUUCCCAUGACGACACUGUCAGUCGAUUAACAGCUCAAACUUGGUGUAUAGAAAACAGCUUUGAGCUGGUGGAGUUGUCUCCCUUAGAUGAUGAUGACGACGAUGAUGUUGAAAAUGAUUUCCCCGAAACAACAGGAAUAAAGAGAAUAAUACAAGCUCUGCAUGCACAUUCCUGGCCAAACCUGAAACUAAAAGAAAACCCUGAUAUUUGUAGUCCUUACUUCAAGCAGUUAAUGCAAGAGGAAGCACUUGAAAUGAAAAAGGAAGAAAAUAAAACAGAAGAAAUAUUGUGUGAAGACGAGAAAACCACAACUCUGAGUGAAACAACAAUACAGGAUUCGACAACAGAAAUAGAUUGUGAUUGGGGUGAAUUACAGACUGCAAAAACUGAUAACCCAAAUGGGUUACCUGAAAACACGAAAGAUAACUCUAAUGAGUUACAAAAAAGGAAGAAAGAUAACUGUUGUUGUGAACCAUGUGUUGAAAAAGAGAACUCGUGUGUUUGUGUACAUAAUGGUGAGAAAAAGGAACUGACCACAAAAACCUUAGAUAAGAAAUCUAAAACAAGUGAGAUAUCCACUGAAGAAAAAAUUGAUGGCCUCCUUCCGACAGACGACAUGUCUCUGUUUGCCGCUCUUGGUAAUGAAGAUCUCGGAAGUGAAUCGUUUGAGGAACUCUUUCACCAACUCAGCACCAUGAAGGACACUGCUUCCAAGUUGCCAGCUGAUGAAAGAAAAAUUUAUGCAGAAAAGAUUGCUAUAAAGUUCUGGAAGGCUAUUGGUGGAGAUGAGGAUGAAAUAGCUGGUUUGUCAGAUGAUGAUGAUGAUGCAUCACAAACAUCUUAAAUGAUGCAUGAUGGCACCAAUGUGUUAUGACUAUCUUUAGCAAGGAACGAUAGGAUGUUUUUUUCAAUCUUGAACAAUAUAUGGUAGCACCUUCAUUUGUUAUCACCAUUUUGUGUGGUGCAUGGUGGUACUUUAAUCAUCUAUACAUCCAUCCUGAAUGACAUCUGAUGGUACCUUUUGUUUAUAGUGAUCAUCUUGAAUGAUACCUUCCAUUUUGUUGUUACAGGGUGUAUAACCAAAUCAAAUCCCAAAGACGACAAUAGUAAAAUAUGUGGCUAAAACUCCUACCUGCAGCAUAUCAAUCAACAUAAACGCCACGGAUAUAAAUACUACCACCCCUUGCACUUAAAGUGAAUCAGA
Messenger RNA from Gigantopelta aegis, 1574 nucleotides. RefSeq names its product alpha- and gamma-adaptin-binding protein p34-like. The record is from RefSeq and is a predicted model, not a curated record. NCBI's taxonomy places the organism in Eukaryota, Metazoa, Mollusca, Gastropoda, Neomphalida, Peltospiridae. The transcript is spliced from 9 exons. The coding region runs from base 27 to 1214 and encodes 395 amino acids.